CUUGCCAUGAACGUGCCUCAGCAGCCAAUAUUCAUCGAGACACACAUCUGGUCCUCGUCAAGAACGUGCUCAUGACUGCGGAGAACAGGAACAGAACAUGAGAGGCGGGCGUGCGCUGGGUCUGCCCUUUUAAACGCGUCGACGCGUCGCAGUGAGGCCCCAGGUGUCCCCGACUCCCUCAUGCCCCCGCAGUCAUGCUUUUGCCGUCGCUCGUCCUGCUCGUCGCCCUCGUCCCCGCCGCUUUCGCCGCUCAGGCGUUCCAGUUCGUUCCCCCGGCGCUGACGCCCCUCAGCACUUCGACCAACUACACUGGCGCGAACAACAACACCCUCUCCAAGCAGGACGUCAUCCCCGGCUUGGUCUUCGACCGCUUCAUCUACAUCUUCCUCGAGAACACUGACUACAAUGAUGCCGCUUCGACCGCGGCCUUUAUGAACCUCACGCAGCAGAGCAUCCUCCUCAGCCAGUACUUUUCCCUCACUCACCCAUCUGAGCCCAAUUAUGCCGGUGCCAUCGGUGGAGACUUCUGGGGCAUGGGUGACGACGACUUCUACAACAUCCCGGCGAAUAUCUCGACGGUCAUUGAUCUCCUCGAGGAUAAGAACAUCUCCUGGGCCUGUUAUCAGGAGAACAUGCCCUCUGACGGCUACCAAGGUUUCAACUUCGUGUCGCCCAAUUAUCUCAACGCUUCUGCUCCGGAUUACACCUUCUACAUGCGCAAGCACAACCCAGCCAUUCUUUAUGACUCAAUCGUCAGCGUACCCUCGCGCCUUGCCCGCAUCCGUAACUUCAAUGACCUCGCUGCGGAUGUUAACGCGAGCGCGAUCCCGCAGUGGUUGUUCAUCACCCCGAACAUGGUUAACGACGGCCACGACACUGACGUUGACUUCGCGAGCGAAUGGCUCAUGUAUUGGCUGCCGACCAUGCUGAACGACCCAAAUUUCAACGACGACCGCACAAUCAUCGUGCUCACUUUUGAUGAGAACGAGACGUCCGAGAUCAACAACAACGUCUACACCCUCGUGCUCGGCGGCGGCCUUCCAGCGAACCUGCGCAACACGACCGACGACUUUUACUACACUCACUAUUCGUCCAUCAGUACCGUCGAAGCUAACUGGGGUCUCAAAUCUCUCGGCCGUCAGGACACCAACAAGACCGUCUCGAACGUCUUCUCCUUUGUCGCCAACGUCACCGGCUACACCAAUGUCGAACUCACCCCGGACCAGUACCCGCUGACGAACCUCACCACCGUGUUCAACGGCCCGCUGAACCCCGACCAGUAUGUGCCCUUCACCGCGCCCAACAUGUCCGCCGUCGGCGCGGGUGGUCAGGGCGUCUUUGUCGCGCCCUCGCUCAACACCAGCUUCACUGCCGCCCUUGCCCCCGCGCCCGUUAACCUCACGGCGAUGAACCUGACCCAGCUCCGCGAGUGCGCCGAGCUCGUCAAGCACCUCUAGCACCGGCUCCGGCUCUAGCACCGGCUCCGGAUCUAGCUCGAGCCCGAACUCGGGUACAACGAGUGUCAAGGUUGCCUCAGGCGUCGUCAGCCUCGGCUUGGGUGCGCUCAUUGGUGUUGCGCUGCUAUAAAAUAAGUUUUCUGCGACAAGUAAAAGCUUAUGCUCUUAUGCUGUAUAACU
Molecule: messenger RNA, 1637 nt
Organism: Phanerochaete carnosa HHB-10118-sp
Lineage: Eukaryota; Fungi; Basidiomycota; Agaricomycetes; Polyporales; Phanerochaetaceae
Exons: 5
Coding region: 195-1457 (420 amino acids)
Biological process (GO): phospholipid catabolic process
Molecular function (GO): hydrolase activity, acting on ester bonds
Source: RefSeq, a predicted model, not a curated record